Molecule: messenger RNA, 1613 nt
Organism: Olea europaea var. sylvestris
Lineage: Eukaryota; Viridiplantae; Streptophyta; Magnoliopsida; Lamiales; Oleaceae
Product: perakine reductase-like
Exons: 7
Coding region: 220-1416 (398 amino acids)
Cellular component (GO): cytoplasm
Source: RefSeq, a predicted model, not a curated record
AAAAUUAACAAAAAAAAUAUAUAAUUGAAUGAUGUACCAUAUUAUCAAUAUUUGACGUAAGCUAAACACAAUUACUUGGGAGAUAAUUUUUAUAUAUACAUUAUAUACACACGUACAUAUAUCAAACGCAUUUUAAAAAAAAAAGCCCCGUGGCUGAAUAUUGCUGUUCCUCAUUGAUAACGUGGACGCACUGCUUAGUUCAAAGAAAGAGCUCGAAGAAUGAAGAAAAAGAGCUGGGUCCUGGGGGCUUCCAGAGUUUUCAGAGCUGGGUCCUGGGGACUUCCAGAGUUUUCCUUUCAUAUACAUAUAUUUACGCCAAUUCCAGUGGCUUCAACUUACUGGAACUUGAAGAGGCGCUGCUUAGUUCGAGGAAAAUUAGCAAUGGCCGAACAAUUUGAGAUGCCACGAGUGAAACUGGGAACCCAAGGACUUGAGGUAUCAAGGCUAGGUUAUGGUUGUAUGGGGCUUUCAGGUAUCUACAAUAAUCCUGUCCCUGAGGAAGAAGGAAUUGCAAUAAUCAAAGAGGCAUUUAAUAAAGGAAUUACGUUCUUUGACACAUCGGAUGCUUAUGGCAUGAACCAUGCCAACGAGUACUUGGUGGGGAAGGCACUAAAGCAGUUACCUCGAGAAAAGGUUCAAUUAGCUACAAAGUUUGGUGUAGCAGGAUUUGAUGCUUCUGGUGUCAUAGUGAAAGGUUCACCUGAAUAUGCUCGCUCUUGUUGUGAAGCUAGUCUGAAGCGUCUUGAUGUGGAUUAUAUCGAUCUUUACUAUAUACAUCGAAUUGAUAAUACUGUGCCAAUUGAAUACACUAUGGGAGAACUUAAAAAGUUGGUCAAAGAAGGUAAAAUAAAAUAUAUUGGGUUGUCUGAAGCUAGUCCAGACACAAUAAGGAGGGCUCAUGCAGUUCAUCCUGUUACUGCUAUACAAAUGGACUAUUCCCUUUGGGUUCGUGACAUCGAAGAAGAAAUAAUUCCACUUUGCAGGGAACUUGGAAUUGGAAUAGUUCCAUACAGUCCCUUAGGUCGAGGGUUUUUUGCUGGGAAGGCCAUCGUGGAAAGUGCAGAUCCAAAUAGCUCUUUGACAAGUCACCCAAGGCUUCAGGGAGAGAACUUUGAUAAGAACAAAGUCCUAUAUUUUCGUAUAGAAGCGUUGGCUAAGAAGCAUGGAUGCACUCCUGCUCAACUUGCGCUUGCAUGGGUUCUUCAUCAAGGAAAUGAUGUUGUACCUAUUCCAGGUACGACCAAAAUUAAGAAUCUUCACGAUAAUAUUGGUGCUCUGAAAGUGAAGCUUACAAAAGAAGAUUUGAAAGAGAUUACUGAUGCGGUUCCCAUCAAUGAAGUAGCUGGGAUGAGAAGUUCUAAUGAUGCUUUUCAUCGGAUCACGUGGGAAUUUGUGAGGACACCACUCCCAAAAUGAACCAGUUAAAUGGAUAAUAUUUGUAUAUUAUGUUUUGAAAGAUCUUUGUCGUAGUUGUGUUGAUAUUUCCCGCAGUUUCCUUUGCACACUUCUAAUUCCCUUUUGUACUUUUCCCAUGUCAUUAGCUUGUGUUGCUGAUCACGAAUAAUAUAUUGCGUGGCUAUUUAAUAAUUGAACCCUUCUCUUCUUUUUUACCA